UAGGCAUGGCACUGUUUUGCUGCUGUGCAACACCCGACAAUGCCACGGGUGUUGCAGAAGUGCCAGCAAUUCAAGCAAUGCCAAAAAUUGAUCCCGCAUUGGAGGUUCGACAGGAUGUGGAAUCGACAGCACUGGAGGCAAAGAGCGCAGCUCCCAGCUUUGGAUCAUUCACAGUUGUCCUUCGAACACAGGAGCACGCAACACUUGGCUUGACCAUUGAUUCGACCAGUGACAAAGCACCUCCGAUGAUCACGGAGAUCUCGGAGGGUGCCGUUGCAAAGUUCAACAAGCUGCAUCCAGAGAAGGCUAUUCAGCCUCAUGACGUGGUAUCAGCCAUGGAUGAUGCACAAACCAUUUUGGAAGUCUGUGAGAAAUUGAGCGGUCCUUUGGGUGACUCUGUGAGAUUGACGUUGAAACGCCCAAAGGAGGUGAAUCUAUCACUUUCCAAACCUGGCUCGCUUGGCCUCAAGCUAGACUACAAUGACACUUCAGUCGGUGCCGUGAUUUCAGAACUGGUGGAGUCAGGACUUGUGGCAAAAUGGAAUUCCGAGAAUGCUUCUGAUGCUGUGUGUGUUGGUGAUCGAAUUAUUCAGCUCAACGGAGAUCAAAUGUCAGGUACCGACCUACUAGGAAGAUUGAGGACUGAGAACACAUUGCGUCUCAAGGUGUUGAAAUAUUGAGAUGUUCCGUUUUUUUCUGGUUUCCGGCCAGUGAU
Molecule: messenger RNA, 715 nt
Organism: Cladocopium goreaui
Lineage: Eukaryota; Dinophyceae; Suessiales; Symbiodiniaceae
Source: the annotation of a GenBank genome assembly